AUGAAAUCUAAAAAACGCCACCAUUCUUCGUCAGAAGAAUCCGAUGAAGCAAAUGAAAGUGUAAAAUCAAGCAGUUCAUCUGAUAGCGAAAGUGAUGACUCUUCUGUGUCGGAGCACCGGUAUAAGAAGAAAAGAAAACAUGCCGAAUCCUCGGAUUCUGUGAGUCAAUCCGAUGAUCAAAAACGCUCUAAAAAACGUAAGCAUAAGAAGAAAAAGAAAAAACAUGGAAAAAAGAAAAGGCGUUCGGAAUCCGUAGAACGUGGUUCUGUCGAAAAUGUUUCGUCUUUGAGUGAGGGAGAAAUUACUUCAAAAAAGAAAAGAAAACAUAAGCAUAAGCAUUCAAAGCGUGCUGCUGAUUCUUCUCCGAGUGAAGUGGAAGAACAUGAACCUCGUUUGCAUAGUGUUGUAAAAGAGCGUAGAGUAUCCUCCGAAGAGGGAAGCCAACCAUCUCGGACAUACUACCAGAAGGAAUAUAGACGCUCAGCAUCGGUUGAAAAUUAUGAUAGAGAACGUGAAGUUCAGCGUUUUUACCGAGGGUCCAGUAAAGAGCAUCGGCUUCCUUAUCCAGAGCAAUAUGGAUAUGAAAGGGAACGAAAUGAGAGAUUUGUACCAUAUCAAGAUAAAUAUGAUAAAAGCAGAGAAAGAUAUGGUCAAAGCAUGCCUUAUAAUCCUAAUGCUGAAUAUAACAGAAGACAUAAGGAAUUUGAUGAAUACAAAAGGAAUCCCAAAUACGACGAGCGUCGAUUCGAAGAGAAUUACAACAGAAGGCAACGAGAAGAUGCAUAUCAUUCAAGAGAAGAUCCACGAGGUUAUAACCGUUAUAAUCAAUACGAGGAGAGAGCACCACCGAAGCGACGUGAAAUGGGUGACGGCAGAGAUUAUCGAGAAAGACGCGGUCCGCCUGAUGUCGAGCGUUACCGCGAGAGAGAAUAUACAGAAAAAAAGGAGAGAUAUCGUGAAGACAGAUAUUCAGCAGAAAGGAACCGCGACUUCAGACGAGAACAUCCUGCCAGAAUCGAAAAACCACCAUUACCACCACACAGAGACCAUUCUAAGUCCAAGAGUCCAGUAGAUCGCUACAGGGAGAAGAGUAGGAGAUUGGAGAAUAGAGAAGAGCGAGAUGAUCGCGGAAGGCCACCGAGGGAGACAAAAGACAGGGUGGAAAGGAGAGAUCGAAGUGGAGAGGAGAGGCGCGAGAGAGUGCGUAGAAGUGAGGAGCGUCCACGGGGACCGAAUAACGAUUAUCGUCCUAGAGAGCGGAAGAGCAGGUUUGCUGAUGUCGAUGACAAGAAGGAAUAUGACUGGGGAAAAGCGGAAGUGAAGAAAGAAGGGAGCAAAACUGAAGUUGAGAAGGAAAAACCCAAUUUCGGGCUCUCUGGCAAGCUGACUGCGGAUGCUAAUACAGUGAAUGGUGUAGUUAUUAAGUACUCCGAGCCUGAUGAUGCAAAACAACCAAAACGAAGGUGGAGAUUCUAUCCAUUUAAGGGCGACAAAGCAUUGCCCAUUUUGUACAUUCAUCGACAAUCCUGUUUCCUGAUCGGUCGAGACAAAAAAGUCGUGGACAUCCCGCUGGAUCAUCCUUCCAUCAGCAAGCAACAUGCAGCACUUCAGUACAGAGCCACGCCGUUCACCAGGCCCGACGGCUCUCAGGGCAGACGCGUUAGACCGUAUAUUAUCGAUCUUGAUUCUGCAAACGGAACCUUUGUGAAUAACAAGAAAAUUGAGCCACGACGUUACGUGGAAUUACUAGAACGUGAUGUCGUUAAAUUUGGUUUCUCGCAACGGGAGUAUGUGCUUCUGCAUGAGAACAGUAAAGAUGACGCACAAGACGAUGAUAACCAGGAACCGCCUGCUUUGGGAGCUGCCGUCACAACCACUGACCAGAUAAAACAAGAGAAACGCAUUAAGGAGGAAAUGGUAGCAGAUGGUGAAUGA
This is a messenger RNA of Parnassius mnemosyne (clouded apollo), 1935 nucleotides long. Lineage: Eukaryota; Metazoa; Arthropoda; Insecta; Lepidoptera; Papilionidae. The record is from the annotation of a GenBank genome assembly.